GAUGGCGUAUUCACUUGUCAAAUGUCCAGUUUCUCGUCAACUGGACAUUUUUUAGUUUUUGUUCAGCACCCAAAAUUUGAAACAUAUUUUAAUAACAUAAUUUUCCACUAUUUAAAAUUGUUUACCAUUAGCCCCUGGAAAUAUUUUCAACUUUUAAACGUUUGUGAUAAAUCUUAAAUCGCGAUAAUAUGUGGAUUAUGAUCUAAGGUGGUAAUCAAAUACCACAAAAUAUUUUGAGAUAACAUUAUAGCUGAUAAGUGAUAAGAUCAAAAUUUCAAAUUUUCAAACACUUAAAAUUAUAAACGGUUGUUGGUGAAAAAUCUAAAGGUGUCAGCCAUUCUUUUUCUUUUAAGUUAUAAUUUCAAUAUUAUAUUUUUAGUUACUAGAUAUUUAAAAUACAUAAUAAACAUAUUAUAAUGUUGUUAUACUUACAUUAAUUAUUAUCUGUACUUUUCAAUAAGAAUAAUCAAUGUGUUAUAAGCUUUAGAUUUUCACCUUCUUCCGAAAUACAUUAAAUACACAACUUUUUUAUUGAUGGAAUUUGAUCAAGUUGUGGUUUUACGUCAUCUCAAAGAAUUAGGGUAUGAAAAUGUCGAGUCUCAUUUGCUUCAAAAAUUCAUGAAAGAUUUAAAAAAACUUAUCAAAUAUGAAAAACAAAAAACUCGAAUUGAAGAAAAAGAAAAUUUUAAUACUGAUCUAAAGAAAAGAAGGGAUUUAUCAGAAGAAAAACAAGAUAUUCCAUCAAAUAAUUUUUGUAAAAAUGCAUGCUGUAAUAAAAAGAAUAAUGAUGUUUUUGAAAGGUUGUCACAGCCAAGUUCAAAAACAAAAAUAUGCUCUAAAGCUGUUUCAACAAUAGCUGUUCAAACAGAUUUACCAAGUAUAAAAACUGGAGAGAAUAAAUAUUCACAGAUUUUAAAAAGGAAACAAAUGGAUCCAGUAUCAUUACAUCAGUAUUACCAAACAGAAUGGAAAAAUCAUAAAGUACCCGGUGAAAAAAGUCAUAAUGACCUACGAUGGCAAAUAAGACAGACUAUGAUACGUAAAUAGGUUAAUUUCAUAGUUUUUUUUCACUUAAUAUUAAGACAUUUUUAAAUAUUUGACCUAAGUUUUUAUUAAGAUAAACAUG
Messenger RNA from Diuraphis noxia (Russian wheat aphid), 1126 nucleotides. RefSeq names its product Hyls1 centriolar and ciliogenesis associated (gene Hyls1). The record is from RefSeq and is a predicted model, not a curated record. Gene Ontology annotation, biological process: cilium assembly. Gene Ontology annotation, cellular component: non-motile cilium; centriole. Lineage: Eukaryota; Metazoa; Arthropoda; Insecta; Hemiptera; Aphididae.